Oryza brachyantha (malo sina) is the source of this 2789-nucleotide messenger RNA. RefSeq lists its product as uncharacterized. The transcript has 5 exons. The record is from RefSeq and is a predicted model, not a curated record. NCBI's taxonomy places the organism in Eukaryota, Viridiplantae, Streptophyta, Magnoliopsida, Poales, Poaceae. The coding region runs from base 236 to 2371 and encodes 711 amino acids.
UCACUCUCGCUCGCAUGGAGGAGAGAGAGAAAAUAACAAGAAACCAGCAAAAGGGGCUCGCAUGGAGGAGAGAGAAAAUCCCCAAGAAACCAGCAAAAGGCAAGAGAUAGGAGGAGCACCAUCCCAGGAGAAGAAAGGGGGAAGAAAUGAAGAAGAGAGAAACCGCAAUCUCCUGACGAUCCCCCGCUCCAGACAUUGGGAAAACGUACAAUAAAACUGCAAAAGGUGAAAGGAGAUGCCAGUGUUGCAGACUGUAGGCCGAUUCUUUCGGCAACAUCCUUCAGUUUUCGUCUCACUUGUUUUUCUAGUCAUAUUGUACAAGUACUUCUUUGGCUGGUUCACCCUCAUCCUGGAAACAUCACCCAUCUUCCUAUUUGCUGGCUUCUUCCUUGGAAUCAUCCUAGCUUAUGGUGAACCGAACAUUCCAGAAAAUGAUCAUGUCUACAAGAAAAUCGAGAAAGCUUACAAUCGGAAUGUCGGCGGCAAUGAUAAAUCAGUUGGAGGUAUAUCUGCUCCAAGAAUUGCAUCUAAUGAAGAGAGAUUAGCCAAACACAACAACACUGGUAAGGUAACCAAGAGAAGAUCUCAUAAUGGAGGUUCUUCCUCUGAAUCAAGUUCAAGUGAAUCAGAUGGGUCAGAAACCAACGCCCAUCAAAUGCUCCACACGUUCCAUCAUCUUAGGUCAGCUACAAGUUCAUCGCGAUCCUCUCAAGAUGGGGAUUCCAAUGACAGUAGCAUUGAGGAUGGAACUGAGAACCAAGAGAGUAAAGAACACAAUGAAAAUGAGCAGAAAAACAGUAAAGUUGUAGCAUGGACUGCAGAUGAUCAGAAGAACAUACUAAAUAUAGGGUGUUUGGAGAUUGAGAGAAAUCAACGGUUGGAAAGCUUGAUUGCUCGACGCAGGGCAAGGAAAUAUGUUGAUAGAAACCUGAUUGACUUUGGCAGUAGUGACUCCCUCCCAACAAUUGAGGAGCUCUCAAAGUUCAAUGUUCAAAUUCCAGCCAUAUUUGCUCCUAGGAAAAACCCAUUUGACCUUCCUUACAAUGAAGAUAAUUUUCCAGAAUCCGCUCCGUCUGCGCCAUUGAAAAUGUUAAACAAGUUUGAUCUUCCAUUUGACCAAGCAAAUGAGAGUAGCUCUUCUGAAGGAGCUAACCCAAGCCAUGUGGACUCUACUCCUGUUUUUUCCCAAUCACAAAAGGAUACGAUGUUUAGGAGGCAUGAAAGCUUUACACAAGGAGCACCAUUUCUUAGUGACUUUUGGCAAGAUAUGCAACCUUCUCGGUUCAGACCAUACUUUGUGACAGAAAAAAUGGCUGAUGAGGGAAUCCCAGUUCCUAAUAUUGAGGGAGAAGCAAGUGAAAAGAGUUCUGCAGAAGACUCGGAUAGCACUUCUUCUGUUACUGACCAAGAAAGCCAUAAACUAGUAUUGGAGGAUUGCUCAAACCAAAAUCUGAGACCUCCAUUGAGCCAAACAGAGGAACAAUUCCAUCUUGCCCAAAAUGCUAGAGAUGUUACUCUCGCACUCAACAUCGAGCCACCUUUACUAAUAAGUGAUUCCUCGGAUGAUGACAUAUCACUUCCUGAUGGAAACAUAAAUGAUUGGGAAGAAGCGCAAGAGAGUGCGAAUUUGAAUUUGUCGCAAAAUGCAUCAUUGGAUGGUCCUAGCGUCAUUGAAUACCCUCAUGAAAUGGAGAUGACAAGCAACGAAUUUCACCAAUUAUCCCCACAUCCAAAUGAUAUUGACUCGUCGUCAUCAUCAACAGAAGCAACUGAACUUUCUGAACUGAAUAGCAUUGAACUACCAGCCAAGGAGGUGGAGUUUAUUGAUGACAUCCCAAUUGCUGAUCCCGUUUACGAUUACAGUCCAUCGGGAAGCAAGAAGCCAACAUCUGUUGGUUCAGUUAUUGAUGUAGCUUUGCUGCAACAAGGUAAUAUUCAUACUUCUGAUGUUGAAGUGAGGAUGGGAGAGGAUUCACCAUCAAGAAUUGCGGCCCAUUCGAGUGAGACAGCCACACCUAAUUUGACUUCUAUUCCUGAAAGCAAACCCAUAGAAAAAAGUACCUCUGAAGUAAGGGAGCGGGAUAAUAGUGGCAAUGAUGGAUCCAAUCAAGAUUCUAUCAGUCAUGCUAACCCAACUAAUUUGGCUUCUGCACAAGAAAGCAAAUCUAGAGAAAAAGAAACCUCUGAAGUAAGGGAGCAAGGUAAUAGUGGCAAUGAUGGAUCCAAUCAAGAUUCUGUCAGCCAUGCUAACCCAACAGCUCCUGAUGUUAGUUCUAAGCCCACAAGUACCAGUUCAAUUAAUGCAGUUAAGGCUGGCACUAAAAUCAUAUCAUCCUCGAGAAAAGCAGUUUUUGGAUUAUUCAAAAAAUGACAAGGACCCUGAUCAUGAACUUCUUCAGCAAGCCCGUUUGAAGCAAAGUGCAGCCUGUCCACAUAUUGUUAAGCAAUUGGAGGCAAAGAGAGUUUUCAGUAAGCUGAGUGUACAGAAAAACUGCAUCAUUAGCAUGAUGCUUCGCUCAUGCGACAAAUUGGAUUAUGGAAUGAUACAAGACUUUUGGUGGUUCCAAAUGUGUAUAACUUCAAGACUACCAAAUUUUAUGUGAAAUUGCGAGGCACUUAAAGAAAAUGAGCAGUGAAAAUAGCCUUCUAGCUGAUUGGUUUUAGUUUAUAUGCAGUACCUCAUUUUAAAAAGAUUGCCUGAGUGUGCAACCGCCAUGGCAUUUGUACUUUGCUGAUCCGAAAAUGGCAGAUGUGUUUUUUGACAGAUUAAUAUGUAAACUAUUUGCAGG